Zootoca vivipara (common lizard) is the source of this 11295-nucleotide messenger RNA. Lineage: Eukaryota; Metazoa; Chordata; Lepidosauria; Squamata; Lacertidae. The record is from RefSeq and is a predicted model, not a curated record.
CUUGAGAUGACAACCUUAAGUAAUGUGGUCUGUUUGGCCUGAGGAGAAAGAUUUGUUUACUUGGAUUUUUUUGUCUCUUCCAAGGUUCACCGUUAAAAGAUGAAUAAAUCCUGAACGAAAUAAAAGAAACCUCCAACACAUGGAGGAAAAGAAUAGUUGUUUUUCUAUUUGCUGUAGAAGGAAAAGAAUUGUGCAUCCUUGAGAAAGGUCUGAUCAGAGCUGCUAGCCAGGGACUCCUGUUACCUGUUUGUCUCAAAUGGAAGUCCAGUUUCUUAAUAGAAUUACUAUAGGUGAAUGUGUAUUGGAAUGUACUCUGCACAGGCUCAGAAACCCAAUAGCAUGCAACUUAAUGCUUUGUAUGUUCUAGAGUUUUUUUCUGAUUCAUAUUUAAGCAUCAGUUCGCAUAUACACAGAAGGCUUCCCUCUUUCUCCUCCCUUGUUUGAGCAGUCUGAGAAAGGAGUGCAGGGGGAUUUGGCUUUUGCAGCCUGUGGAGGUAAUAGGGGACACAAUAGCCUCCAUGAGGGUUUUUUGUUUGCUUAAAGGUUUAGAAAGAAAUUGUGUUGCAAGAUGAGUGUUGUUAUUUUUAAUUAGCGUGUUACCGAGAGGGGGACAAGAGCUUAUCCUAGCCAAUUCAGUUGUAAUCUUCUGUAUGCGUCGGUGAUUUAAUUUCCUUCUCACGCUCCGCACUCCAUCUUUCAGGGCUGCGCACCACAAGGGCGGUAUGUUUACCCCUGAUCAUAGCGUCGCAGAAAUUCCCUGCAAGAUGCAGGCGGUCCUUGAGCCUGUUAUCUGGGGCAGUAGAACAGUAAACAUCUCUGGGUCGGUUUUGUGUCACUCUGCCUCCGCAAGCUCUUUGUCGGUUUGGAGCUGAGGUGCGGGGGGGGGGGGGGCGUUUUGUUUGCUGCUCGGAUUCGCACAUUUUCCGAUGACGAUCGUGCUGAGCAGCUGGGGGGGUCGUCUAUACGUGCCGCCCCUUCUGCAGUUUCUUGUUGUUUUGGAGCCUGCUAGGCUGCUAUUCAAUGGCUCGAUCAAGUAAGCCCCAGAGGUAAGGGGAUUUUCGUUCAGCUUCAGCUGCAGAACCGGAUCUGUUUUGCUUUGCUUUGUUUGUGACUGCAUGCUGGCUUGCUCUUUUCCGUCAGCCCUCGAGGCUUUUUCCUCGCCAGAUCUUUCGCUUUCAUUGAUUUAACCGCAGAAAAGAGAACUUGCCCUUUCUCCCCCUCCCCUUUCGGUUUCGUGGUGGUUGGAAUUUGGGGCAGAGUGGAAUUGGAAUUCUGGCUCGAGCUGAUCGCCCUGCGGCUGGACAAGGAAAUGAAGCUGGAAAAACACCUUUCUUCCCCGACCUUUUGCCAGAACUGGACACCCCCCACCCGGGGCAAGUCGAAGCCAGCGUGGUUCACUUCGCUCUAGGUCGACCCCGCCGGGGGCGCUCAGACACUGUUUGUAAACAGUGCCAGAAAGUGAGCCGUUUGCAGCAGCCGUUGGCCUUUUGUUUUGAUCCACCGGGCGCGGGCUGGCUGCUGCUGUUGUGGGUAGGCUGGCUGGGACUUUGCUGCUGCACGUCCUUUCAUCUCCUCCCCCCCCCCGGUGCUGUAUUGUCCAAAACAGACUGGAGGUGCAUGUUUAUUUUUAGAACGUUGCUUCUUGCAAUGCCCUUGCCUUUCUCGAUGAAAAGUUGCCUUUUCCUCAAGGCUCCGAACCCAUUGUUUCUACACUUCAGAGGAAGAACAGGCAAAAGAAAGGGUGGGAGGGGAUGUUUUGGUUAAAAUCAGAGCAGGCAGUGAUGUUUAGCUUUGUGGUCUGUGUGUGGUAGUGAGUUUUCGAUUAGAAAACUCCACUAACAACAGCCCAUGAAAGUAAAGAUCAAAUCUGCACAAGUCUUUUGUUUCUCUUUAUUUUAGCAUUGUUUGAAGAUUAGUAAGGGUGAGGUCUAUUAAAUGGUCUUAUGGAAAUGUGUUUUCACAGAAGUCACUUUAGCACUGUCUACAAUGCAGCAACAUCUAUUUCUAUAUAUACAUUUGAUGCAGUCUGGAUUGCUGGUGGAUCAAAAAGGUUCUUUAGCGUUCACAGACUUCAUGGGAAAGUCCAGGACAGGAAAACAAAAUUGAUCUUUCUGAGUUCUUACUUACUGUUUAGAGGGGGUGGGAAACAACUUCUCUUCAGUUAAAUGAACAAUUAUCCAGCCACAUUUUAUGUGUCUUAUAUAACAAAUCUUAGGGGUUUUAAACCUAGCAAAAAUCAACUGUGCGUGUUUCUUCAGAAAUAAAUACUUAUCUGCUUAUUGCAGUGUACUCUCAUAAGUAAGGAUAAUGUUAUAACCACGAUUUUUGUAGUUCAUAUUUAAUAGAAGCCCUUUUAGUAGCUUGGUAAAAACAUGAAUGAAAUUAAGGCUUGUUAUAGUACAAAACCUCUAUAAGUAUAAUGUGUGAAAUAGCAGUGGGACAUGCUGUAUGUUAGAAUCAGAUGACCUGUUGCUUGUGUUCCUGAUAAAAGCCAUUUUAUGGUUUGAGAAUAUCUUAAUUUUCUGUAGAUCUGUUGUAUGCUGAUAAUGUUCUGUUGCAGCUAACAUGCUUAAAUAUUUGUUUAUACAUCCGGGUGCAGAAUUAGGACAGCCCACUAUGCUUAAGAUUGGCUGCUGCUUGCCUACUAAGAUUACGCUUUCCUUUAAAUGACAUCAUGCUGCUAGACAGAAGAGCUAACAUUGUAUGCAUUCAGUGUAUGAAUACCACAUGAAAAUAACACUUAUUUAUCCAUCUAAUAAAACAGGUAGCAUGUUCAAGUGGGAGUAGCAAGGGCAUGAUGAAAAUGAAAAUUGUGUUGAUUGCGUCUAGAAUGAAUGUUUGAAAAAACAUGUUUUGAAAAAAACAUAUGUUUUGAAAAAAAACAUGAAAAAACAUAUGUUCCAAUGCUUGAACCUGUUUUCACAUGGGGCUUGGCAGAGAAUAUCAGAUUUGUACAGCAUGCCCUUCUGUAUGUUUUGUCGUUUAGUCGUGUCCGACUCUUUGUGACCCCAUGGACCAUAGCACGCCAGGCACUCCUGUCUUCCACUGCCUCCCGCAGUUUGGUCAAACUCAUGUUCAUAGCUUCGAGAACACUGUCCAACCAUCUGUAUAGUUAGCAUUUUAGGAGACAAACAUUUUGAUGGCUUUUAAAACUCCUUUAGUUUGGGGAAAUGGAAUGGGGGGGACUUGGUUGUCGUUACAAUCUCAAUCAGUUUUGCUUACACUUUUAAAAGGGAAAUCUUUUCAUAGUUCAGUAAAUUUGAGCUCUAUUUUCAUCUCUCUCUCUUUGGUACUUCUGUAAACCUCAGGAUUCGCCCACACCUGUAGUGUGUGGAUGGUGCUGUUUUGGUUGCAGUAGGUAUGGCAAUUCAUGUAGGUCUGUUUCAAAGAAACUACUGUUUGUUUGUUUGUUUGUUUGUUCCUUUAUAUACCACAAAACCGAUAUCUAUGCAGUGUACAAUAUGAGUCAGUUUAAAACCAAAACAACAUAACAAAUAAAAUAGAAACAAACUACAUUAAAAACAAACAAACAAACAGAAGCACAGAAUGGGUCACCUAACAUGAAGGUUCUGAAAAACAAGUUAAUCAUUUUCAUAAGAAUGCUCCCUGAAAUAAUUAAGUAAUGGUGCCUAAAACGCAUUAUAGUUGGUGCCAGCUUGAUUUUAUUAGGUAGACUACCCAUAAACCGGGUGCCACCACACUAAAUGCACAAUCUGUCACUGCCAGGCACUCUUAGAUGUACCUCAAUGGCAGAUUGCAGAUAUCAGGGAUAGGUAUAUGAAUAGUACUUAAUCAAGGGUUCAGAAAUCUUUGGCUUAACUUAUUAGGCAGUUAUUACCCUUGAGCCCUCCUAUCGCUAUAUCUUCUGCCUGUGCCUGUGGCGGUGGAGUUUGGGAGGAAAAAAACUUUGUCUUGAAGAUUUGACAGAUGGUUUAAUCUUACGCAACAGCCCAGUCAAAAAUACAGAAAGACCCAACCCUUGAUUCCAGUGCUUUAUAAAUGCUUCCAGAGACUGUGGGGAAGCACUGAGAGGGUCCCAUUGCUUUUUCUGAAGAUCUGUAAAAGAUGAAACAAGACCUCCACCCCCAAGAAGUUACCUGUGCAUGCCAAAGAGUAUGGGAGGGGUCUAUUCGUGUUUCAUUUCUCACAGGAUUUUUGCAGAAUGCAAAACUCCACAAAGCAAGUGCAAAGGGAAUCAUAUUCCUCCAUGUUCUCUGCAUCUCCUCAAGAACUUGGGGAAAGGACUAAUCAGCAGAGGGAGGAUAGGGUUAGGGUUAUUGCACUUCCUUGCACUCAGGUUGAUUUAUUAUGGGAUACAGCAUUGGUACUAGAUGUCUGUGGUCUCCAGACCCUAAGUUCAUUAUUACAUGUUAGAAUCAAAUGAGACCACCUUGAAGCUCGAGGAUCUGAAGAGAAUGUAUCUCUUGCUUCAGCUGGCUGAUAAUGAACAGAGGUUUAUGAGUGUCUGGCAUCCAUGGAGUGAUAACAUCUGCCAAGUUUCUGGAAAUCAUCUUCCUUUUGAACAGCAGUAUUUCUUAUAAAAAAGGACCCAGGUGGCGCUGUGAGUUAAACCACAGAGUCUAGGGCUUGCUGAUCAGAAGGUCGGCGGUUCGAAUCCCUGCAACGGGGUGAGCUCCCGUUGCUUGGUCCCAGCUCCUGCCCACCUAGCAGUUCGAAAGCACAUCAAAGUGCAAGUAGAUAAAUAGGGACUACUCCGGCGGGAAGGUAAACGGCGUUUCCGUGCGCUGCUCUGGUUUGCCAGAAGCAGCUUUGUCAUGCUGGCCACAUAACCCAGAAUCUGUCUGCGGACAAACACUGGCUCCCUCGGCCUAUAGAGCGAGAUGAGCGCCGCAACCCCAGAGUCAGACACGACUGGACCUGAUGGUCAGGGGCCCCUUUACCUUUACCUAUUUCUUAUAGAAAGCUGUUUGAAGAGGCUACUCUAUGAAGUUUUUGAAUCCACAUAUUUCAGUAUUUAUUUGGGCUUUGGCUGUGUUUAAACGUCCUUAUACACCAUGGCUUAUUGUGAUGGAAAUGAGCCAAGGUGAGCCUUGGACUCAAUAUGCUCCCUGUCUUUCCCCUCCUUCUCCAGUGUGGCUGCAAGCUGCUUCUUUCAUCCAAACCUGAUAGCCGGUGGUUAACCGUUUGAUUUGAACAAGCAGACUUCAGAAUGCACUUAUUUUGUGGGGAACCUAUGGGCAAAAAGUUUCAUAGUUGGCCUACCCAGCAACUAUUUUGUGUUGGCUGAGUGGAAUGUUAGUUAUGCUUGCCUUUUGUUCAUCUAGCUGUUUUACCUCCCUUGAGUUUCCAAUACUUGUGUUUGCAUACUGCCCUCUGUUGCAAUGUUCCCCAUCUCUCUUUUGGAUGGGAGGUUGGGUGCACCUCAGUAUUACAGUGCACAAAUAGGGCCCCCCUACCCUACCGUUUCCUCUCCUCUCCCAUGUAGGACUCUGUGGCAUAUACAUGCAGGCAUGAUACUUUAACAGGGAGCAACACUGCAUGUAACUUAAGGUACCCAUUUCAUUUUAAACUUAAACUAAUGAUAAAAUGGAGAAGUUAAAUGUUUAAUUAGAAAUAAGUACUAUAAAAAGACUUGAAGUGGCUUAUAUGCCUCUUUCUUAAGGUUACCAGAUUUUUUUUCAAUGAAUCCGGGGACACUUUUCAACUUCAAUGGAUUUUGUAUGGGGACUGGUUUGUAAAUCCAGGGACUGUGCCCGGGAAAUGGGGACAUCUGGUAACCUUAUUCUUUCUUCUGUUGCAGGUUUUGAUUGUUUCUUCUGUGGCGUUUGUGUGGAAGCUGCCACACACACUCCAGAACAACAACGGCUUUUGCUUGCAUUUUCCAGUGUUUCUUUUGUCAGCAAGUUCAGCAAAGUUGUAAUUCUUCAAGUGCCAGCCCUGAUCAGAGUGAAGAACUGGCAACAGAAAUGGUAAAAAUGACAAAAUCCAAAACGUUCCAGGCUUACCUACCAAACUGUCAUCGGACCUACAGUUGUAUCCACUGCAGAGCCCAUCUAGCCAAUCAUGAUGAACUAAUUUCCAAGUCCUUUCAGGGAAGCCAGGGGCGAGCCUACCUCUUUAAUUCAGUGGUGAAUGUGGGCUGUGGUCCUGCAGAAGAGAGAGUUCUUCUGACAGGCUUGCAUGCAGUAGCAGAUAUUUAUUGUGAAAACUGCAAAACCACUCUUGGAUGGAAAUAUGAACAUGCGUUUGAAAGCAGUCAGAAAUACAAAGAAGGAAAAUUCAUCAUUGAACUUGCCCACAUGAUCAAAGACAAUGGCUGGGAGUAAAUGGGAACACUUCUCUCUCUCUCUCUUUGGACAAUUAAUCUGUGGAACAUGCUUUAUAAAGACUAAUGCAAAAAGGAUUUUGGUUGGGCUGGCUGAGAAAAUUGCUGCGUUUUUGAAACCUCCAAACUGAGUAGUGUAAUUUUGUGCCCCCCCCUUUCCCCGAAAGGCCAUCUUUUGCCUUUUUCUCUUUGUGUAAGUUUCCCUCUUUUUGAAUAUGUAUUCCUGUGUGAACAGUUGUUUUGGAUCGACUUUUUCUACAAACUCUAGAGGAAUAAUUCCCUAAUUUCAAAUUACUUUUAAUAGCUAGCGCUCUCUUUUGACCUGUGCUUUUUAAAUGCUCCUUUCUUCUGUGCAUGCUUUCCCCCCAUCACUUGCCCCAGAAUUUUGUUGAAGGCCUGCGUGAACAGUCCUAGAGUGAAUGUAAGGCAUGUUCCUUCCCCAUGACCCCAAACAUAGCAAUUUCUGUGCUCUCUUUGCAGUGAGAAGGACAUAAUAUUGUAGUAACCAUUAGUUCUUUUUUUCAAAAAAAAAAGUACUGCAGCUUGUGUGUAUCUUCGGGCAGGUUGGUUAAAGGUUUAGUCAUUUGUACUGGCUGAGGUUUAUAAAUCCUUGCUUUUAGUUUAAAAAGAAAAUGAGAAGGAGGGUGGAAUAAUAAUUUACAAGGUCAACUAACUUAUAAGGUCUGACCGAAAUCAAAACAUUCCUAAGAAAGUUAAACUUUGCUCUUUUAAGAAAGAAUGUCUAGCAAAGUCUUCAAGAUCAAAGGAUGCAACUAUAUGCAGCUCUUAUUUUUAAUGUCAUGUGAAAUGUCUCGGUACUGUACCUUUAACAAGGACUUGUACAUCCACUGAAGUUUUUAUGGCUGGUUCCAUGUAGCUACAUACUUUUUAAUGCACUGGAUAAAGAGGUUGAUAUUAAUUAAGUGAUUUGCUCUUGCAGCCCUUAAGCACACAGGAUUAUUUUUGUGUGUGAAAGUGGCCAGAGCUUCUAGCUGUUACCUGUGGGAGGUUGGAAGUUGGGGAGCAGGUAAAAAAAAACGCAAAUUGACUUCUUCAUGAUAGGUUUUUUAAGGGGCGUUUGAUUUGCUGGCUGAAUCAUCCCUAAGCACAUUUUGUAAUAAACAGUUAUGUGAAAUAAGCAUCAGCUUGUAAUUUCCCCCAGCUGCUGCUUUUAUGUGGGGUGACUCAGUCAGACACUUCCACUAUGUGUUUGUGUGUGUAUGUGUGUGUGUAUGUAAAGUUCACUGAUAGGAACUUUUCUACACACUGUUUCAAGAGAUUUGAAUAAUUUUUAUGGCAUGAUUUUUGCAUUAAUAUUCUAAAAUUUAUGAGAGGAGGAACGGAUUGGAGGAUAUUUUACACUAACACCACAUAGCUGCUGAUAGCAUGAAUAAUACGGAAAGCCUUACAUUGGAAAAUCUGCUUCUUUCUAAUACCGGUACAAUGUCUUUUACAUGGCGUAAGAAAAACGUUGCAUUGUUCCUCUCUGCUGGCUGCUGCUAUCCUCGUCUGAUGGGCUUUCAAGUCUCUACUGCACUUUAGCUUUAUCUUUCAUGUUAAACGUAAGAGUAAUCUUUCCCUAAAGAGGAAAUGUCCCUUCCCUCUUCUGUUUGAAGAAUUAUUUCCCAAGCAAACCAUCUGGGAAGUAGUAUGGUUACACUGUGAUGCAAAAAAAAAAAAAAAGGAUAUUGAAUAUAUCUGUUUAAAUGUGUGUGUACAUAGUUACCUCUUAGGCAUUCAAAUCCAAAGAGCUGUACUAGUGACAGCUAGAUUCAAAUUUUGUUUUGCUGAAUGACCUUUUAUUCUGGUGCUUAAUUUAAUAUGAAUGAGGGUUUGUUUGUUUGUUUAUCCAUUCAUCUUCAGUACAGUACUUGAUCUAAAUGUACACUAGAACCAGGAGUUAUCUUGACUCACGCCUAGACAGCAGCAGCAGCUUCAGCCGCCCCCAUCGACCACAAGCCGCUGAAGUUUCUCUCGUGAGAAGACUUGGCUCUCUGGUAUCCCCCUUAGUGCUGCCAUCACAGAUCCUUCCAGUCCCCUUGGACUAAGAGUAAUCAGCAUGGGAACCUAGAAUAGGCAGGCGCUGUGUGUCUUGUGGGUUAGUGACUUGUGCAAACAUCUGUCUGGUGUGCCUCGCUGAAUAUCAGUAAACGGUCUUUGUUUAUUUUGUAUUGCUUUCAAAUCGCUUUAUCCGAAAGGUCUGGUUUCCCAUCUUCCCUCCACUGCUUAUGGCUGAAACAGUAAAUAACUAUAUUGAACUAUAUUCUAACUGGUAUGCCAACCAUGAAAGUACUGAAAUCGUAAGCAGAUGGGCCCUGUUGUUGGCUCACAAUGCUGGCUGUAAGCCGUACCAGCUAUGAAAUUUGCUAGAAGCGUAUCUUUUUCAAAAGCAUGGUUCCUCAUUGGUUUAAAUGUCUCUCAGCUAGUACUUACAGGAAUUAGAGGACAAAUUUCGGUCAGGUUUUUUGGGCAGGAGUUUGAGACUCAAAAGAGUUUGAGAGACAAAAUGUUUAGAGGGGAAAAAACCUAAGAGUAAUCCAACCUCUUUUUAUCCGUGCAUUAUUCAUAUUCUAAACCUAAAUCACUUAGGUCUAAACUACACGUUGGAGGCAAGCAUGUAAUCGUAGCCUUCCUUAAAAGUUGAAAAUUCACUUUGGGAUGAAAAAAGUGGAGACGGGAGAUGCUUAGACUUUCCCCUGCUCCAAAUCAUUUCCCCAAGUAUUCUCCCUCUGCCCCCACGGUUUCAAUUGUAUGUUUGUAUUUUGGGGGCAAGCUGUGGGUAGGGCCUGAAGAGGGGCUGGAGUGGAGCUCCUCUUCUCUCUCUCUCUCUCUUUUCCAUUCUUACUAAUUCUCCUGAAUGUUUUACGGUUAAAAAAAGAGAGGGGCUUUUAAGAAAACACACUUGCAUAUAUUGUGUAGUUUGGCCUUCAGGGUACAAGGUUUCACCUAAACCUUUUGUUAAACCUGGAUGCCAAAAACUUGAGAUUUUUAUUUUUUAGUUGGCACCUGGAGUAUCAAAUUGCGGGUAAAAAAUCUAAUGCAAGUCAUUUGUAGUGAUAAGGCAUUUAAGAAUACCAAAUAGAGCAAUAUUUUUAUGGAUUUUGAAAAGGGGAUGAGAAGGGUGGUAGAGAACUCUAAAUCUAAAAAUGAUACUGUAGGUAUCAAGUAGCAUUGCAUAUUAGAUCCUUUGGGGGGAAAUGAAUGAUUUUUCUUGGCAUUGCAGGAAGGUCUUUAAAACUGGGUGCUUCAAUUUUACAGGUUGGGUGUCAGUAUAGGAUCCAGAUACUGCUGGAUGUUGGUUGAUGUAUAAAAGGUCAGUCUGGUUACUGAACUUUCAAGCAUUACAUAAGCAUAAUACUUGAACAUUUUUCAAAACAUUUACCCUCUUAACCAUUUUGAGUGUGUGUAAUGUAUUCUAUUUAAGGUUUUGUGUGUUCUUUCUGGGUAAGUUUACGCUAUCCCUUCAACUUGAGCACUUUUGUUACCUGUUAUUUUUAUUACUGUUGGUCUUAACAUUUAUUAUAUAUAUAUAUAUAUAUAUUUUAUAAAUUGUAACAACAAUUUUUUGUGAACUUCUGUGUGCUACCUACUAGCUCCCCCCCCCUUUUUGGACUAGAUGAACUGACUACAAGCUGGUUCUUGGGAAGAAUGUUCAUUCGCACAUACAGAAAAUGUGCUCGCAAAGUGUACAUGUAUUGAGGUGUUUUUCCCUUCGAACUCAAUAGCCAUGGCUAGCACAAACGAACCAAACAAUAUGGCAUGACUGAGGGCCAGAUCAGGCAAUUUAAAAAUCUCCAUGUGGAAGAAGGAAUGUCUAAUCUUGCAGAACCACAAUGGCAGGCACCUAGCAAAGUAAACGCUAGGAAACAAUGCCAUGACAUGGUCAUGCUGGAUCAGAUGCUAACUUCCUCCAUGCAGAUGUAUCUAUAAGGAUGCUGAUGUGAAGCUUUUUUGUGCAUCUGAACUAGCCCCACUGUGCACCUUUUUUUCCUCUUCCAUUUUUUCCCCUAGCUCCUUUGGUGUGAGCGUUACAGUAGUAAGAACUAAUUUCAUGUGGCAGUUACUUCUCUAACAGCUGUGGACAGCUUUUCACCACUGGAAGAAAACACCAGGCUUCCAGAAUAUUAAGUUGCAUUAUUUCACCACUUGUCCCAAUAAAAGCUUGCUUCUCAGCCUAAUCAGUCUUGUUAUACACACGGAUUUGACUUGCUGUGCUAUUGCCAUGAAUCCUAUUAUGUAACAACCCAGAACAACUUGAACUCGCCUUGGCCCGUUUCUUAAACAAGGCUAGAGAGCAUUGCUUUACUCUUGGCCCAAGUUUAACUAUAUUAUGUUGUGGAGUUGAAAUUACCAAUGUCUCUCUAAAUUGCUUUAUUACCUGUAUGAUGAACCUUAUGUCACAGGACUGCAUUAUGCAUAAGCGUUACUGAAAGCUCCCUUGGUGUCGGGUGAAAUUAGAUUUUCAGAGGAGCAGUGUUCCCCUUUUUAAGGGAAAGGGACAGUGCACUUGGUCAUUAAUAUGAAUGUCAGCAUUAAUUGGGCUUGUACCAUUUUGAUUUCUAAUAAAUCUGAAAUGUGAGAUUUACAAAAAUACGCUGUUUUUUUCCAGAGAUGAUUAUGGUCUGCUACGAUAACCUGUUUUAUGAUGACACAACCCAGAUAGCCACAGUUUAUUAUCCAACUUUGUAUAAUGGUGAAAGGAAUGACAGCAAAUGUUCAAGUUAAUGGUACCUGCUGUACCAUUAGUGUAGAGGCAACCACCAGUACUCUUAUGCUGGCGUGAACAGGGAUUUCACAGAAGCAAGGUAGGGUCAAAAACACAGGAGUGAUAGCAGGUGCCCAUUGACUUGUGCCUCAUUGCUGGAACACUUUGGGGAAAACGCUUACUUUUUGCGCAGCUGAUGUGGCUUCUUUCUGGUUUCUGUCUUGGCAAUACUGUACACAAGUUGUUGUUUCCCUUUAUUGUAUCUACUUGAGGUAUCACAAUAAACGUUUUCAGUUUUGUUGGA